This is a messenger RNA of Papilio machaon (common yellow swallowtail), 8525 nucleotides long. RefSeq lists its product as uncharacterized. NCBI's taxonomy places the organism in Eukaryota, Metazoa, Arthropoda, Insecta, Lepidoptera, Papilionidae. Gene Ontology annotation, molecular function: protein binding. Bases 397 to 7536 code for a protein of 2379 amino acids. The transcript is spliced from 12 exons. The record is from RefSeq and is a predicted model, not a curated record.
UUGUAUCAAGAAAAUGCAAUGGCCGCCAUCUUCGAGUCUUGUGAAUGUUUUGGUCGUAGUUUCAGACUUUAAGGCCUUUUUCGUAUGUGCUAUGCAAUUACUUGAUGAAAACGGUUUCGCUGUAUCAUAGGUGUUAUUGUUUCGUUUACGUACAGGAAACGAAAUAAAGAGACUUUCGACAAUUUUCUGGAACAAUGACCUCGACAGUCUUAUAGUAUUUGUGGACUAAAAAUAUUUUGCUAUGAACGUAAAGAUGUUCAGCCCACUUUAUUGUGAGGAUAACGAAGACGUGAGGGUAAAAAGACGAUUUUCGAUUGCAGUCACAUAAAUAAGUUCGGAGGCCCAGGGGCUCUCCGACGCGUCAUCUGGGGCUCGACCCAAGAUGGUAUUCACAGCAUGUCUGCUACAUCAGAAUAUGAAUCUACGGCCCGGCAAGAUUACGGGCCGACCACCUCCAGUGAAAAUAUGUAUGAGCAUGUUUUGGAACACAAAUUAACAGAUAACAUGAAUGUAUCAAGCAUUAGAACUCCAGUUUUAAGGCCGGUACCUCUAUCACCUUUAGAAGGUGAUCCUGAACCCGAUUCAACAAAUCCAGAGAGUAUUAUCCAAUCUAUACACAAAGUAGAUAAAGAAGUAGAUUUUCGUAUUAAUGAUAAACAUUGUGAUACCGAAAUGUCUGUCGAUUCUUUGUCCAGAAUUGUGAGAAUAGAAGAAACUACCCUAGAUAAUGUGGGCCGCAUUGCAUACCCCAUAUUACAAGAAACCGAGGAUUCUGGAGAUGCAAAUUAUGUAGAAAAUGCUACUACAUUAAUCCAGGCCCCAUUGAACACAGCAAUCAUGCAGAAUGUUACCAAACUCCCACAGAACUUUACAAUUAAUGUAGAUGCCGCAGUAGGCAAUAUAACUGCAAUACAGAAUGUCGCACAAGAUGCCUCGGGCAGCCAAACCUUGUGGUUACCCACUAUUCUCACAACCAGUGCCCCUCCGGAUAUUAAGAAUGAUGAUGAAAGGCCUCCUGGUGUAUCUCAAAUAAUAAUUACCAGUGAAAGUUAUGUUAAUGACACAAAUCAGGCAGGCAGAAGAACUAAUAUUAUUGAAACUAAUUAUAUUGGCCGACCUAAGGCAUCAAAAGUUCAGAUUUUGAGUAAUAUUUCUCUUCCAAAGAGUCCUACUUUUGCUCAGCAAUUUAUAUCACAAGAUAAGGAGUUCACAACUCCUGUUUAUGGAACUCAGAAUCAUGUUUAUAAGUUGAGUGCUAAUGUUGUUACACAGAAACAUUUAAACAGUUCUGUGUUGAACAUAAAGUCUCCCAAAAGCCAGUCCCUUAUUGGUUGUUCUUCACUAUCACCUACUAUAAUAAAUAAUAGUCCUAUUAAGAAUGUCUCUUAUAGCCAUACAUAUACUAAGAGCACAAAUUUGAAUAAGGCAAUAAACAAAGUUAAUAAUGGUGCUAAUUUAAAUACUAUGGUGGCAGCCUCUACUGGCAAUACGCAGUGCCAUAUUUUAUCUCGUGUUGUCUCCGGGCCAAAUAAAAUGUCUGUGCACUCUGGAAGAAAAUCUGUAAAUACAAUAAAAAGUUCCAAGAGCACAAAUCAAGGGUCCGGUCAAAAGGAAUCCAGAGCUAUUAAAAUAAUACAACAGGCUGGAUCAUCUCAUAAAACAGAAGGAAAAUCGUGGCCCUUGGCCAGUGUGACUUAUAAGAACCAACAGAAUAUUGGUGUGUUGGAAACAAGCCCCUCAAAGAUUAUUCAAAAAGUUGGAAGUCCCGCACCUAAAAGUCAAUCGCUAUCAUUUCAGAAGGUUUCAAAAAGUGAUCGUUUAGUACUCCAAUCACCUUGUGGUCCCGUGUUGCUUUCCACUGCUCCAUUAAAUAUAAAUCUUCCUAAAGGUCCACACUAUGUCCAGUCGGGGUCGACACCAAAUCUUCGGUAUGUCCAGACUUAUGCACCAUCAGAUAACCAACUAUCUACUGUGACUCAAGUCUCAGCAAAUCAGCAACUUACAGAGCAGAUUUUGCAGUCACUGUCUCAGCCUAAACUUGUAUUGCAUCAAAGUCCUACUGUCAACCAUACAAUAAUCCCACCACCAAUAAUUGAAGAACCAGCAGAAAUAAAACCAUUAAAUCAAAAACGAAUUGUAUUUGGUGACAAGUCAACAUUAACAACAGCAGAUGAUAUAGUUGGAAUGGAAGAGAGGCCUAAUUUGUCAGAAGAACUCCGUAGAUAUUCUUAUCAAGCCUUGGCAUUUAUCAUGUUGGAUCAUACAUACUCUUUGCCAGCACAGAAACAGCCAGCGGUUUCCACUCCUCCUCCACCUGUCACAACAUCAGCACCAGCGGUUGUGUCUCCAGCUCCGAUCACGACACCAAUGAGCCCAUUGAAAAGAAAUUCUCCUGUGAUAAUGUCAACGGCAGCAUUUGAUGUGCCACCGGCAACAGUUCCAGCUAGUGUAGCUGUUAUUCAACCUCCUGUGACAUCAGUGCAGACCGGAGUACUUGCAUUUAAGUCGACUCCAUCUGUAACAACCCAAGAUGACGAUGCUGCCUCGGUUAUAUCUUCCAUAGAUGGGGACCGAGCUCAAGGUCCCCGAGGAGGCAGUGACACAGAAACGGCUCCCGAAGGAGAGGAGGAGGGACAAACGCGAUGCAUUUGUGACUUCACUCAUGACGAUGGCUACAUGAUAUGCUGCGAUAGAUGUGGGGAAUGGCAGCACGUUGAUUGCAUGGGUAUAGAUAGACAAAACAUACCUGAUGCUUACAUGUGCGAGGUGUGCCAGCCGCGCCCCAUAGAUAGACGUCACGCUCGUGCCAUACAGCUGAGGAAGAGGGAGGAAUUGAGCGCUCUCGCCGGCUCCGACUCGGACUCCUCGGAGACGCCGCACCUCGCCGGCCAGCGACGGAAGAGGCUACUUACCGUCACUACAUAUACGAACACGAGCGGCUCAUGUGUUACCACAUACAACUCUAAUGUACCAGUUCUGCCACCAUUGCCUCAGCCAACUUUAGCAUUACCAAAACGCGGUCCAAAAAGACCCAAGAAAGCCGAAAUGGUACGAAAAGGUGCUAAAAGAAAACUCGCCGAAAAGAGAGUUAAACGUAAGAAAGACAUGUUAAAUCGAACAAAAUAUAACAGCGGUCUUGCAAACCAAUCACACUGGCAGGAUUCCUACGAAGCUGCCAUGACAAAUCACUAUAGUCCCGAACUAAGAGCUAAGAUCAUGAAAUACAGCAGCAAGCUCGGUAGCUCCCAAAGCAUGGCGUCGGCAAUAACUGCGCAUUUAUGUACCACUGUCCCGCACGCAGGCGGUAAAAUACUGAUCGCCACAAAGGAUCUCAAAGAAAACACUCCAGUAAUAGAAUUACGCGGCAAAUAUAUGUUAUCAAACCAACACAGGCCGCAACUACAGAACACCGCACGAGCCGGAAGCCAAAAACCUGGACCCUUCGUAUUCUUCUACAGACUACCAAAAGAUAACACUCAGAUAUGUAUUGAUACCAGAACAUAUGGAAAUGAAGCCAGAUUUGUUAGACGUUCGUGCAAACCUAAUGCCGAGCUUCAACAUUGUAUCAUAAAGGGUGCCCUACACGUCUACUUAGUGACCAUUGGUGUCGUCCAAUCCAACACGGAAAUAACUGUCGGUCACGACACUAACGGCAGCAAACAACCUUGUGCAUGUGGCAAUCCAAAACACUGCAAAGUUAAUGGAUUGAAUCCUAUAGUUACCAGAAAGAGUAUUGAUUAUCCUCAGAGAGAAAAACGAAGCAGAAACAGAUGUUACAGUUCCUCGUCACCUGUCUCUCCUCCACUUCUCCAGAUGCCGACAACGCCGGUCAAAGAGAGUCCGCCGCCGUUCAUGCAAAUAAAAAACGAAAAUAGAUCACCUAUAAAACACGAAUUUUCACCGAUGUCACCGAUCAAAACCACCCUCAAUCUUAGCUUCGACGAGCCCAUUAAAACUGAACCAUUCGAAGAUAUAAAAUCAGAAAUAGAUUUAAUGGCCAAGGAGGAAAUGAAACCGGAGCUUGAUGAACCAGAUUAUGUCGAUUCUGAUCUAAAACAUGAGCAGAUUCAACCUGAAGAUUUAAUACCUGAUAUUAAACCGGUUGUAGAGGAAGCGCCAUUACCACCAUCCCCGAUUCUGCCACCGCCAAUCCUACCACCACCAGUCUUAUCACCGCCAAUCCUACAACCACCAGUCCUACAACCACAAGUCCUACCACCUCCAGUCCUACUACCGCCAGUUCUACCAGCGCCAACCCCACUGCCAUCAGUCCUACCACCGCCAGUCCUACUGCCACCACCACAACAAGCGCCACCACCCUCACCGCCGCCUGCACCUCCUGUAGCCAUCAAAGAGGAACCCAUGGAAAUCAUUAAAGAGGAAGCCAGCAUUAAAAUAGACAAAAUAUUACCAAAAGAAGUUAAAGAAGAAAUAAUGGAAGUUAAAAAACCUAAGGAAGUACCUAAAGUCGAAGACGAAAAGCCUGUCAUUAAAGAAGAAAGAAAAGAAGUUGUCGCAAAGUCCGCCUGUCACGACAGGUCUGCCCGCUCCAGUAGGACCACAUGCACCAAUCAGGAUUCUUUGGAUGACAAAACUGAUGACUCCCAGGACAAACUUCCCGUGUCUACCAGUCAAAAGGAUAAAAAGAAAAUGACUCGCGAGGAACGAAAAAUGGAAGCCAUAAUGAAAGCUUUUGAACGUAUGGAAAAAGCGGAACAACGGAAACAGGAGGUGAAAGAACGCCAGAAAAGAAGAGAAUCUGAUCCACAUCCCAACAGCAUGGACAGAGAUGAAGAAGAGGAACUUCAUGUCAAUACUAAAAAACGAAAAAGACGUAAGGGUCGUGCCAGAACAACAUCGCAAUCGAAUAGACGUCGUCUUAACUCUGCGGACAGUGAUAUGGUGACGUCAGGGGAUGAAGCACAACCCCUCUCCCCUCCACCGAGAGCCGCGCCCGCAGUGGACCUGCCACAUCCCACCACAGAAGAACGACCACAUGAAGUUAUUAAUGAGGAUAUUGGCCUAAGCUCGGCAUGUCUUCUAGUGGAAGCAGCCGUCGGUUCAGUCGAGUCUGCGUUCAAAUUGCCUAAAACUAAGAAAACGAUGGCCACAGAAUGGAUAGGACGGUCUCCGGAACGUACUCCAUCUCCAUAUCAUUCACCGUACAGACCAGCUCUGGUAUCCGCACCGUCGCUGGAGAGCUUGGUUAGAGUCGCCUCGACUAUGAUAGGAGACCUCAGUGGACAGGAUAUGGAGCAUGAAGAGGAACCUUCGGCCAUCUCACCGCCAAGAACACCAGGACGGGAACGCAAUAGACCACCGAAGAAAGCCAAAAGAAUUACCCGCAGCACUCCAACCGAACCAGUGGAAGUGGUCCCCGCAGCAUUGCCACAGCACAGUGCUAAGAAACGUUGGCUGAGACAAGCCAUCAGUGAAGAAAGCGACUCCCCUGUUAUAGAACCAUUUGUUGCAGAAUCACCUCCUAACGAAAUGGUAACACCGCUGAAGAAAAGAAGAGUCGCAAGAGAAUCAUUAGGUUGUGAAACUAAUCCUAUUAUCCAUUGCAUGGAGGAGACAUCUCCAUAUAUGGCUUCCGAAGAUUCCCCCGUCAAAGACGAUCCCCAAUCUAUCACAAGAACACAGUACAAACGAAAUAUAAUGGAGUGUAUGUACAGCAGAGACAGGACUCGCUCCGACAGCGGACAGGGCUCUGAUGACCAAUGCAAUAUGGAUCAUGAUGUUUUGAAUGUCAACAUUAAAGUACCACAUGAUACAGAAAAUAUAAGAAGGAUAAUAGGCGUUCCUACACCGGAAGAAGAAAUAACACCACAAUUUACCAAACCUGAGGACAUAAAUACCAAUAAUAACAACCUAGAAAUGGAGGAGAGCAAUUACAACAAAGUUGUCCCCAUGGAGAUAGAUACAACGAUCAUCACACAAGCAAAGAUUCAAGAAUCAAAUGAUAACAGUAUUAGUGAACUGAAGGGAAUAGAGAGCCCCAACGACAAAGUUCACAGCUCACAGUCUGCGGACACGAGCGGCAACUCGUCCCCGCAGCGCGACGAGAUGGACGAUAUACAGAAGAAAAUACAUUCAUUCCACACAGAGAACAUACUCAUACUCAAGAGUAGGAAUAAGAAACCACCAAAGGAGAAACGGAAGAAGGUCAACCUUAAUUUUGACCUGAACAUGGUGGACGAUCAGAUCAGUAUUCAGCUGCGGACAGAAAACGACACCAACUCAAAAUCUUGCGAAGUGAACGGCGACCUGCACGAUGACCACAGCAACUCCAUUCACGACGACGUGAAGAUCCACGUGUCUCCGGAGAACAUACCGCUGCCGCCCGUCGAGACCAUACCUCUGCCGGCCUCCGACAACAUCCUCGUGCCCGCGCCGGAGAAUAUACCGCUCCCCGAGGAGCCCAGCCCCAUGCCCCUGGUCGCCCCGCCGGAGACCAUCCCGCUGCCCGAGGAGCCCAUGACACUGUCGACUGGUACGGCCAACAUCAGCAAUGCAAAGUUAUCACCAGUUGUCAGCAAGCCGGAAGAAAAGGAGGUCGUUUUGCCGGAAAGACCUUCCGUCCUGGACUCGACCGUGCCGUUCUCGACGCGGUUCAGCUCGACGGGACUCUUCUCCGGCAUCUUCAGCAACCUAUCGAACUCGUUCAAAUUGGACAGUCCCAUCAACGAGAACAUACCAAAUAUGUCUAUCAUAAAGAGUGCAAUAGAUAGGACUACAAGUUUAGACAAUAGUUUAUUCGAUAAGGACCCGAUCGCACCGGUGGACGAAUUGAAAAGUGUUCAGGAGAUAUUGACUCGUGUGAAUAAUAUGGACUCUAACAAUAGUGUGUUGUUAUCGGGAGUGCUGAAGAGCUCCAACAAGAGCGCGGCGGCGUCGCCCUCGCCCUCGCCUUCGCCCAAACCCGGCAAGCCGUACGGCGCCGGCGCCCGCAACGACCCGCGCCUCAACCCGCCGCCUGCUGACAAACCCAAGCCCGUCCGCAGGAAGCUCUCUAUAACGGAAUACCGCAAGCGGCACAAGUGCACGGCGAGUGGGGGUGGGGGUGGAGGUUCUCCCGCGGGCGGGGAGGGCGCGGAGGGGGGUGAGGGUGGGGGCGAGUGGUCGUCGGAGUCGUCUGGCGGCGCCUCUCUGUCCCCUCAGCGUCUGGACGCCGCCGCCGCAGCCGCCGUCGAUGACCUCGAGCAGCGCCUGCACAGGGACCUCAGCACCGCGCACACGCCCAAAGGGGUAUUUGACGCACAGCCGACGGCCUCGGAACGUCAACGUGAGAAUCUGAGCUCGCGACUGCGGCGGGAGUUUGGUCUGGCGUUGCCUGACGAUGACGACGCGAGGGACACGCACGCCCAUGUUGCCCACGUCGCCCACCCCGCGGUACCUGCCCACGCCCCACUCGGCGCCCACGCCCCACUCGGCGCCCACGCCCCACUCGGCGCCCACGCCCCACUCGGCGCCCACGCCCCACUCGGCGCCCACCCCGCGCACGAUGUGACAAGUUCUCGGCGCAGUGACAGAUAGUGUCAGGCGGCGGUCUCCCGCUGGAAAUAUAAACAAUACAUAUAUUUGUAAAUCUCAGCCAUGUCUGUAUGUAACGAUAUAGUUAUAUAUCUUUUAUAUGAACUGAAAGUGUACGAAGCAAUCUGUGUAUAUAUUUCACCUUACAUUACUUUUAAUAUUUCUAUAUAAUUCACGGUUUUUCUGCAAGUACAAAUUGUUUUUUUUUUUUUUAUUUCUCCUGUGUACAUAUUGUAUAUAGGCGAGUCUAGAUAAGGUUAUAUAAAGUACGUAUGUAUGAUGGUAUAUAAUGUUUGUUUUUAUAUAUGUUAUUCGUAUGUAUUUUUAUGAACCUAUUUAUUAAGGGGGUUUGUCGGCUCUGGAGUUUUGUACGCAUAAUGCAUAAGUAAAUUAUAGUUGUUUUUUUUUUUUCGUUUUACCCUCCCUUUUUGUAUGGUAGGUUGCCGUAGAUAAAUAGGUAUCUAGGUAAUGUAGUGUUAGACUCAGAUUUAAGGUUAUUAAGAACUAUAAUUUAAGGGUGUUUUUUUUUUGAAACUGUGUUAAUAUUGUAAGGGGUCGUUUGAACAUCACAUGUGUCGGGCAGCUGGUUGCCUUUUUUAUUGUCCCACCCUCAGACACGUGUCGGAUAUAUCACAAAAUGCAGAUAUAAAUCACAACGUGAUAUACUGACUGUGAUACAUAUCACAUUGUAGAUUAAAAAUUGCAUAAAUGUAUUUUGUUUUUAAAGCAUUUUUGUAUGUUUAUUACAUAAACUAGUUUUAUAAUAUAUAUGUGAUUUUGAAGAGCAAUGAAAUUCUGUCAUUUUUUUUAUUGCUUUCUCUUAACUCUUGUAUGCCAUAGUAAUGUGAACUUUAUUCGUAUAGCAAUAAGAGCGGAGUUAGCGCACAUCAUCAUUUUAUUUAGGAAAUGCAACAUUUUGAAACUAAACACAACAUACUUUCUGUUCGUCAUUUUGCAAAAUAUUCUAUUUGUUAUUUGGUGUAAUUUUCAUU